Ruditapes philippinarum (Manila clam) is the source of this 4875-nucleotide messenger RNA. RefSeq names its product zinc finger protein 678-like. NCBI's taxonomy places the organism in Eukaryota, Metazoa, Mollusca, Bivalvia, Venerida, Veneridae. Gene Ontology annotation, biological process: regulation of transcription by RNA polymerase II. Gene Ontology annotation, molecular function: DNA-binding transcription factor activity, RNA polymerase II-specific; RNA polymerase II transcription regulatory region sequence-specific DNA binding. The record is from RefSeq and is a predicted model, not a curated record. The coding region runs from base 102 to 1808 and encodes 568 amino acids. Gene Ontology annotation, cellular component: nucleus. The transcript has 5 exons.
CUUAAUUGUAACAAUCAAACCUACCAUGUUUUGAUCAAAUCUGAACCAUUUCCACUGCAUAUUUUGUGUUUUGGGCCGAUAUUUGUUGUACAUUGACAAGAAUGGGAGAGGUGUACCAGUACCAUAUUACAAUGUUGGUCACUGAUGAACAGGUGGAUGCUAUCAGAGCCUUUUUUAAAGAGAAAAAUUGGCCAUGCUGGCUAAAAGUGUUAACAGACGAAAAUGUAGCUGGACUAGUUCAGGGUGGAUUUACAGAUUUAUUCCCGAUCAUGGCAGCCGGACAAGAUGGCGGCAUUGGACAUUCUAUAUUUACUGAGAUCAAAUCUGAAGUAGUUGAUAUAGAUGAAGACUCAACUUCAUCCGAGAAAUUGAAUGAUUUGCCGAAGAAGCUAGAACCACCAGAGAUCUCUGAUGAUGAUGAAAAUACAAUGGAUUAUGAUAUGAUGUGUUCAAAAGAGAUAGAUUCUGGUUCUGAAAGUAACACAAAAUCGAAUGAAAAAAAUGAAACAAGUACAACAUGGAAAAUUUCUAUUUCCGAAGUAAAGGACAAUGAUGGAAAAGGAUCAUCGAACAAAUUAAAGUGUCCUUUAUGUGAAACUACGUGUGUAACAAAAACCAUUCUAAAAAGACACUUCAAAAGGCGGCACAAAGGUAAAAAAUGGCUUGAUGUUGAAUGCUCUGAUUGCAAGGAAAGGUUUACAACAAAGGAAGAACUUUGGGAACAUAGAAGAGAAGUGAACCAUGACCCUCCGAAAGAAAAAACAAAUAUGGUUUCAGUCAACCAGCUUACGCCAGAAGAACGUAUAAGAUUGGGUCAUUUGAAGUGUCAAAUUUGUGCAAACUUUUAUCCGCACAAACGAUCGCUGAGAAGACAUAUGAACAAAGUCCACAAAGAUGUGCUUCCUAAAUGGAACUGUCCUAUUUGUGACAUUGAAUUUGAAAAUCGUGAUGCAUUAUGGAAGCAUAAGCGUGAAUCAGGGCACAAAACAAAUAUAUGGGCACUAGGCAACUAUCAGUGCGACUCUUGCGGAAAAAUAUACACAAGAUAUGAUUCUUUCCAGGAGCACAAACUUUCUUGCGAAAAAACUGAGAGUGAAAAACAAGCAAGCUGUAAGUAUCCAUGUGAUAUCUGCGGUUUGUUGUUCAAAUCCAUGCUCCGCGUCAAAUCACAUAAACGUGGUGUUCAUACAGUAGCCCCCGUGGUUUGCCACGUUUGUGGGGCAAUGUGCAAGAACAAACGUGCAUUACUCGUUCAUCGCAGGAGGCAUGAUAUGAAGAAUAAGAAAUAUGUUUGUGAUGACUGCGGAAAAUCCUUUUUUAACAGCACACUUUUAGCUCAGCAUGUCCGUACCCACACUAAAGAGAAACCAUACAAAUGUCCGCUGUGUAACUAUGCCUGUGCUAUUAAGCAAAAUAUUCAUAAGCAUUCGAUGAAGGUUCAUAAAACACAAUGCAAAGCCGUUUGUCUAGAUGAUGUCAAAGACCAAGCUGAGGAAGCUUCCAAUGAAACAUUAUUACAAUCUCAAUCACAGAAGCUACGGGACCGACAGUUACCUGAAGUGUCAGGUAGUAUGGUGUCCGAUAAGAGUCAUAAUCAGCCAUCAGAAAACUCCUGUCAUUCAAACUCAUUCCCACAAGAAAGUAUGGUGACUGAUAAUAGACAUGGUAAAAAUUCAAGAAGUUCCUUUGGCUCGGAAACUAUGGUGACAAAUAAUGGACAGAAUUUGAAUGAGUUCCAGGAAGUUUUGGACUACAGUGUGAACACACAACCUCUAACACAUGGGAAUUUUCAGCAUCAAUAUCAAUGAAAUAAUAUAAUACUUUUUCAGUCCAUCGUUUUUGUUAAAUGUGUACAUGUAUAUAAGUAUGUAAGGGCUCGUUUGAUUGAACAAUUGCAUAUUGAGAACAUAUUGUAAAAAUUAAGAGGAAUUUAAAAGUACAUUAAAUUGGCAUAAAAAUAAAAUGGAAAUAGUAGGUCAAGUAUGAUUUAGAAUUUUAUUUCAAUUUAUUGAAUGAUAUCAGGUAAGAUUAUACAUAGUUGUUAUGAUUUUGUACAGGUUUGGGGCAUUUAAAACUAAGUGAAAAUUUGGUGUCCUAUCUUGACGUAGAUUGAAUUACUGAAAAUGGUAUUAUAUAUUUACUUACCUGUUUUUGAGUUAUGAAUAGAUUGCUACAAUGUUAUCAAUGUUUCUUGAAUAUACAAUUGUAUAGUUGUUUUGUUUUUUGUUCAUAGUUUUAUUUUUCUGUCAUUAUGUGAAUAUCACACUGCACAACAAAAAAAUACAUAUAAGUAAUUGGAUAAUUAUAGUAAACUUAUGUGGUUUCCUGUCCUACUUUUUGCAAAGUUUACCUCCCUUUACAAAAAUUCUAUUUUGGGAGUUAUUUUUCAAUAUUAUAUGUGUAUACAUUUUAUUCACAAAAUAUGAAAAUAGGCAAAUUUAAUAGAUUAUUUUUACUAAAAAGGUUAAUUGUUAAAUUGACUUUAGAUAAUUAUUUAAUAUUAGCAAUUAAAGAAAUGUGGGAAUUUUUUUUAUCUAUAAAGGUUAUGAUAAUGGGAAUGGCCCUCAAAGCGGUGAGUGCCAUGAUAUGUGAAAAGUGUCUAUUACUUAGCACAGAUAACUUUAAAGUUGUAAAGAGGUUUCAUGAAGAUGAUUAAAAUAUAAGGAUUUUUACAUGUAUAUAAAUUAUUGGGAAUGACCACAAAAUUGUGUCCAAGUGAGGUAAUGCAUUGGGGCUUAAUCAUGAGUUUGCUGGAUACUAAUUGGUUUUGAUUGUUUUACAUGUGGUGGCGUUCAAGCUGGAAAAUUUGAUUAUGUGUUGAUUCAAUUUCAUUACAAUGAACAAUGUUAUUUUUGUAUAUUGUGUUUAUAUGGAGCUGUCUAGCUGUUUGUUUCUGUUGUUAAGUGUACUGGGAAUGAGUCAGGUAUGGAACGGUUUGAGGCUUUUCUAUUAAAAUGUAUCUACCCGGUAUAUGUUUGUAAAUAUAUUUGUACAUGAUAAAAAGGUUUUAGCUUCUUAACAAGCUCUUGCAUUCUUUGGUUUAGAAGCUUCUUUGCUUAAAGGCCCAUUAGGCUUAAAAAUAUAAAUAUUUUUAGUUUUCAAAGUUUUUGUUUUAUUUUUGAUGUUUUAUUAUUCAUUGGGCAUAUAGCUUAGCCGUUUUGUUCUUCCUUCAUGUUUUGGCUAUUAGUACAGUUCUAGCGAUUGAAUGUUUUUUAUGGAAGUCAAAAUACUACUUCACUACUUUACUACUGUUAUCAGAAAUUAUUUUUCAUUCGAACCUAUUUACUUCUGGUGAUAAACAUCUUUAGUGUUCUAAUCCAUAAUACUGCUGGCAGCUGUUUCGCUGUAUUUUCAUAUUUAAACAAAAUAUAGAUGGUUUUAAAUUGAAUUUACAAAUGUUGGUCCAUAACACAAAAAUAAGAAAGGAAAAGCGUUUUGGAAUCUGUUUGCUUGUUAUUGAAAGUUUUUUUAUGAAACUAAAGUAUUCGAGAUUUAAAGUUGAGAAGAAAUUAUAAAGUUAUGAAAUAUUGAAGUUUAUGUACUGAAAAUUUAUAAAUUAUCAAGCUUUUCUCAAGCUUAUGAUAAAAAAUGAAUAAUUAUACCUUUUCACAAAAGGAAAACUAUUUAAAAUAGAUUUGAUAGGCAUAUGAGUUGACUGUUAAAAUCUAAAGACAUUUUGCUGAUAUUUUAUUUAUCUACACAAGAGAUAAUUAAAAGAUAAUUUUUCACAUUAGUCAACAAGACAAAAUGGCAGCGUAUGAACCCGUCUUGACAAGAAAAUAAGGUAGCACUUUACCCUAGUUGCUUUUCAAAUUCAUACUUUGUCCAAUAUUCCUGAAAAUAUAUUAUUUUGUUUAUUUUCUUAAUUAAAGGUCUUUGGUUUAAACAUAUUUAUGUAAGCUGGAUUGCGAAACAAGUUCUUGCAACUUAUAUUAAUUAUAUGAUCUUAUGACACCAGUACUGGUUGGUUCCAGGAAGCAGAUUCGAAAGUGAUUAAUAUAAGUUUGUUGUAUGAUAUGAUUGCUUCAUUUUUUUGUUACUUACACAUUCUAGGUUCUCUGUGUUUAAAUAAUCAAAAACACAGGUUGUUAUAUUAGUUUGUCAAUUUUUACAUACUUUUACUCUUAUUUUUCUUUUGUAAAGAACAGGAAAAAGUUUUUACUUUAUUUUACAACGAAUGAAAUUGCUUUAUAUAAAUUUUUGAUUGCUUGAAUAAUCUACAGAAUACCUUCCUUUUGAAGUAUUUUGAGACUAAAUCUGUAGCUAAUAAAAUUCUACAAUAUUUAUACAUACUGGUACAUGUAUUUAUAUAUCAUUCAUGUUGGCAACUGUUUAACCUUUACUUUGAAAUGAAUCGUAAUCUGAUAUGAUAAGUUUCAUGAUCUCAGAUUAAGCAAGUAAGUUUUUUAUUUCCACUGAGUCAAACAUUAACCAUUAAGACAUUUUGUCAGCCAUCACUGCUUCUUUUUGGCAUUUUCAUCUUAAUAUUUUGAAUUAAGUUAUGAAAAAAUACUUCUAAAAGAUUGAUGUUUUGUUGAUUUAUUUUGUAAUUUUGUUGUCAUUUAUUGAACAAAUUUUUCUCCAUAAGCUUAGAAGAUUAAUUGUUAUAUUGAUUUAAAUUAAAUGACAUCUUUUUAAAGAAAUGAUAUAUUGAAUUAUACAUGCUUAUUUGUAUUUUUGUAAACUCAUGUUUCUUGUUGGAUGAAAAAGAAAAUUUAUAUGAGCAUGUGAAUUGAAUAAAGCUUGUUGAUUAUUAUAAAUGUAUUGACACAUAACUCACUGAAUUUCUCGUAUGGAUUUGUCUUCUUUUUCUGUCUUCUUUUGAAUUGGCACAGUCCCUGUCAAGUUGAAGGGAUUUUAAUGUUAAAAUACAAG